AUGGAGAACUUUGAAAUUGCAGUUGAGGUAUGUGUUUGGCAAGAUGAGCGUGAGAAGCUGUUUCUUUUGGAGCAUCUUUUGCCUUCAAAAGCUUGGGAAGAAGAAUGUGCACAGAGGUUGAUACAAAGGCCAGGGGUCUAUGUUUGCAAUACUGACUUGUGUCAGUACGGCAUGAAAGUGAGAGAGCUGCCCAACAAGAAGGCGACCCGCUGGAUCACAAACUCCCAGCACGUGGCUAUGGAGUUGCAGAGGAGAUGCAAUGGAGAACACGUUCAUGAGCAUCUGAUGGGAGGUUUAGCCAAGUUUGCGGCGAUCUACCCAAAGGAGCUAUGCCAAGCGAUCGUUCGCGGUCUUCUACGUCAUCUGCGAGCUACCAACAGAUUGAAGGCAGUUCAACUGCCGGAAGAAAGGCAGGCAGUUUUCCUUGGAGAAGAUGAGAUGGAAAAGCAAGGUGUUGGAGAUGAGGCAGAGGAAGAAGAAGACAUAGAAGAGCAGAUUGAUCGGGAGGUGGAAAAGAGCGGAGGAGGUCAACAGCAGCCUGAGGUUCAAACAUCAACUGUAAUUAGCAAAGAAGAUCAGGCGAUGAUCAACAAGCUUCACAUCAAUCUUGGACAUCCUGCCCUUGCCAGCUUUCUGCGCUUUUUGAGGGCAGGGAGAAUUCGACCAGAAAUUCUUCAAUGGGUUCGCAAACAUUUCUCGUGCGAAACAUGCAAGGCAUCAGUAUUGCCUAAAGCCCCAAGACCUGCGUUGGUGCCAAAGAGCUAUGCGCCUGGAGUUGCAGUUGGAUUGGACUUGUUUUUCAUUCCUGAUCUGCUGAAUCAGAAGUCCAUCCUAAUUCUCAAUGUGGUUGACUUGGGUUUUGCUGAGCUUUGCGCAAAUGCUGGAACAGUGGUGGUGAGAACCGCAGCUCGUGCGCCGUGGCAAAACGGGCGAGUGGAACGACAUGGAGGGCUCAUCAAAUCAAUGAUUGAAAGGAGUAGAGAGGAGAUGCCCCCGGAAGAUCUCAGAGAUUUGGCACAAAUCCUCUAUGCGUGCGAAUGUGCCAAGAACAGAUUUUCAAACAGGAGCGGUUUCAGUCCAGUGCAGCAUCAGAUAGGUCAAUGGCCGAGGAUGCCCAGCAGUUUGAUGAGUGAUGAAGCUUUGGAUCCAGUGCUACAAGUUCAAGGGCAUGUUUUGGCGAUGGAGGGAUCCAUUGUUUGGAUCAACAUGUUUGGGGAGUUUUGGAGAGCCGCCGCUGAACAAGUAAGAGGAGCAACCAAUAUGGAGCAGCUUGGUGCGGAGAUUAUCAACGAAGAAUGUGAGGAAAUGCAAGAGCGGCUAAAGAGGAGCUCACAUCGAGCUGGCUACCAUGAUAUCACGGGAGAGUCGAUGCCAGACAUGGAGGAUGAGGUUUAUGCAGACGAUGAAGUAGCCGCAGAAGGUGAAGCAAGAGGUCAUCUUAGAGCGAGGAUGGAAGCUGCAGAAGUUGCAGGAGCAGUCGAUGAAUCCUAUUUACUCUCGGUUGCCGGUGAGGAGCUUCCGGUCGCUGAAGGUGAACUGGGAGAAGGAGGACCUCCAAUUCCGGAGGAACUUGUUGAGGAGCCAGCCUCGACAGGACCAGCUCCGACUGAGGUAGAACCAGAAUUGGAGCUACUUCCUGACCCAGUGCAAGAGGAAAUGAUGAUGAGGUCGGUAGAGCAGAACGAAAUUUUAGAUGGAAUGCAGCCUUUAGAUUAUGAAGCCCUGAGAAACCAAGUUCGAGCGGGCUGGAGGAGGCGAGGCGAGACACCUUAUUUCAAUGAGGUUGAGGUGUUCUUUGAAGCAGAGCCAGGAGCUAUAAGCCUGGAGACCAGUCAGACCCUGCAGUAUCGUCAGAGCUCCUUGGACCCGUGCACUUAUUUGCUUCACGUGGAUGGGACGUUGUAUGGAAUAAUUGCAGUAGAAGUGGAUGACUUGCUUAUGUUUGACGACAGCGUUCAUGAUGAGCGAAUGAAACAAUUACAAGAGAGAUUCACCUUUGGCAAGUUAGAGGUGUUGAACGAGAAGGGUGUAAGCUUCAAUGGUAGGCGUUUAAAACAAGUUGGAAAGGAGAUGAGAAUCGACAUGAAAGCCUUUAUUGAAGAAAGGUUGCAGCUAGUGAGAUUGGACCCAGCCAGAGCAAAACUUAAACAAAAGGAGAUCAAUGAGGAAGAGCGCACCAUGGUUAGAAGUACUUGUGGAGCGCUGAACUGGGCAGGAAGGGAAGGCCGACCCGAUGCUUCGUCGGCGGCAUCCAUGUUUAGUUUUCUUAUUUCUCAGAUAAAGAUUUCGGACGUGUUCGAAUUGAACAAGGUAGUGAGCCAGCUUCAGGCCGAUUCAGAGCUCUCUUUGAGAAUUCAGCCUAUCAUAGAGGAGAAUAUGAAGUGGGGAAUUUUCAGCGAUGCUUUAUGGGCGAAUGCUCGAAAUGGCAAGAUACGGGCAGGACACAUGCUGGUGAUAUUUAAGAAAAGCAUGUUGGAAGGAAAACCAGCCACAAUGAACCUUCUUCACUGGAAGUCUGGAAAAUUGCAAAGAACGGUGAAUAGUAUUUUAGUGGCAGAAACCCAGUCUUUAGCACGUGGAGUUGGAGACUUGCUGUGGAUGAUGGUGAUGUAUUUAGAGAUUGUCAAUCCCGAAUUUGAACAUCGCGAUUGGAGGAAAUUUGUAGGUUAUGAAGGGUAUACUGCAUUUACAAAGUAUGAAGAACCAGAGGCAUUGACUCAAGCAGUAGCCAUUAUAGACGCCAAAUCACUUUUCGACUUACUCAUCCAUGAGACCACAGGAGGGAGUGACAGAAGAAAUGCACUGGAUGUUCAGGUCUUGCGUGAAGAGCUGAGCGAAUUAUUUGGGCGGAUUCGUUGGAUCGAGCAUCUGGCGAUGCCAGCUGACUGCUUAACGAAGCGUGGUGGCCGCAGCGAGGCGUUGAGAGAGCUUUUGAGAGCCGGGCGUUUUGGUAUUACUGAGGAGUCAUAG
Cladocopium goreaui is the source of this 2970-nucleotide messenger RNA. The record is from the annotation of a GenBank genome assembly. NCBI's taxonomy places the organism in Eukaryota, Dinophyceae, Suessiales, Symbiodiniaceae.